Molecule: messenger RNA, 531 nt
Organism: Pocillopora meandrina
Lineage: Eukaryota; Metazoa; Cnidaria; Anthozoa; Scleractinia; Pocilloporidae
Source: the annotation of a GenBank genome assembly
AUGGAUCAAUUUACGAAAAAGGUAUUAGAAGAGCUAAAGGCGCGGGCUUCUAGCAGAGGUGAGGAAAUCACAUUUACUGCCAAUCAGUUGCAUAGCAAGUUUAAGAAAUGUGUUGGCUUCUGUAAGCAGGCAGCUCUCACACAAAGAACCGCCACAGGAAUCAAGAGGUUCCAAGAGGACCAUGGUUUCGGGAAGUGGUUUCAUGCUCUCUUUGAAGUUGUCAAGACAAGAGACUCCUGCCAGCCAGAACGGGCACUGGAGCCAUCCUCGUCAAACUCAGGGAGGACAACCCCAAGUAGUGAGGGGCUUGAAGGGGAAGAAAAAGACCCAUUGUUUGUUCCUGUUAAAAAUGUUAGAAAAAAGCAAACAACAAAAGAGAAGCUGGAUGCCACAACACUUGAAGCCAUGAACCUUGUCAGAUCAACCAUCGAAAAUGACCCAACCAAAGAACUAAUCAGUUUUAUGAGGGAAGAAAUGGAGAAAUCCAGAGAACAUGAAUUUAAAUUACUUCAAUUAAUGUUAUCCCAAAGG